GUUAUGGGUAUAAUGGAGUUAUUUGCUGGGUGCCGUGGCGCGUCCCGGUCAUUGCGCCGUUCCGUUCCAUCGGCGAUGCAGUUUUUCCUCCUUUUUUCCUGCUUUUUAGUUGCAGGUAUUUUUGCUUCGCAGAUCUCUGCGGAGCACGGCGAAACAGAGACGUAUAGCGAGCUACGCAGCAAGGGAAAUGAUCCUACUGAGCAAGUACAGGGCGAGGAGUACGACCCCAUUGAGCAGGUACAGGGCGAGGAGCACGACCCCAUUGAGCAGGUACAGGGCGAGGAGUACGACCCCAUUGAGCAGGUACAGGGCGAGGAGCACGACCCCAUUGAGCAGGUGCAAGGGGAGGAGAACGACCCUAUUGAGCAAGGUGAGGAGUACGACCCCAUUGAGCAGGUACAGGGAGAGGAGUAUGACCCCAUUGAGCAGGUACAGGGCGAGGAGCACGACCCCAUUGAGCAGGUGCAAGGGGAGGAGUACGACCCUAUUGAGCAGGUGCAAGGCGAGGAGCACGACCCCAUUGUGCAGGGCGAGGAGCACGACCCCAUUGUGCAGGGCGAGGAGCACGACCCCAUUGCGCAGGGCGAGGAGCACGACCCCAUUGCGCAGGGCGAGGAGCACGACCCCAUUGCGCAGGGCGAGGAGCACGACCCCAUUGCGCAGGGCGAGGAGCACGACCCCAUUGCGCAGGGCGAGGAGCACGACCCCAUUGCGCAGGUGCAGGGCGAGGAGCACGACCCCAUUGCGCAGGUGCAGGGCGAGGAGCACGACCCCAUUGCGCAGGGCGAGGAGCACGACCCCAUUGCGCAGGGCGAGGAGCACGACCCCAUUGCGCAGGGCGAGGAGCACGACCCCAUUGCGCAGGGCGAGGAGCACGACCCCAUUGCGCAGGGCGAGGAGCACGACCCCAUUGCGCAGGGCGAGGAGCACGACCCCAUUGCGCAGGUGCAGGGCGAGGAGCACGACCCCAUUGAGCAGGUGCAGGGCGAGGAGCACGACCCCAUUGAGCAGGUGCAGGGCGAGGAGCACGAUACCAUUCAGCAGGUUGAGACGGAGAUACACAGUGAGGAAAAUGUUCCGGUUCAACCUCCAAUACAACCAAGGCCUUACCCUGUGAAGUUUAUUCCGCCUUACGGCAUCCCAGUGCCUGUCACUCCCUUUCCUUUCAAGCUGCUUAGCCCUCGGGUCAUCCCUGUCAACGCGCCCGUGCCGCCUGAGCUCCAAAAGGUCAUGAAUCCCAAGCCUGUUCCUAUGCCCUGGCCGCUACCCAUUAGUCUUGCUGCAGCGGUCCGCGUGUUGUGCAGCGAAAACAAAAUGUACGUGAGGGUAAGGACUGACCUGUACGGAUUCAAGUGUAAAGCAGGCCAGUUGACUCUGGGGACCAGCUGCAGAAGCAAUGGAGUCUCUGGUGGGUAUCUUCUCUUUACAUACGGCCUCAAAGAAUGUGGAAGCCAGGCGUCUGUGGAAGCUGGACAGUUGGUGUACAAGAACGUCCUUAAAUAUGUUCCAUCUGUGCAAAACAGUACAAUUCGGAGAUCUAUGCCAUUCACUGUACCCCUUCAGUGUCGUUACUAUAGGUAA
Acipenser ruthenus (sterlet) is the source of this 1581-nucleotide messenger RNA. RefSeq lists its product as uncharacterized. Gene Ontology annotation, biological process: egg coat formation; binding of sperm to zona pellucida; positive regulation of acrosome reaction. Gene Ontology annotation, cellular component: extracellular matrix. The record is from RefSeq and is a predicted model, not a curated record. Gene Ontology annotation, molecular function: acrosin binding. Bases 4 to 1581 code for a protein of 525 amino acids. The transcript is spliced from 2 exons. NCBI's taxonomy places the organism in Eukaryota, Metazoa, Chordata, Actinopteri, Acipenseriformes, Acipenseridae.